UCUGACACGGAAUUCGAAUAACAAGCAAGUUUACACUUGUCAUAAGAAAUGUCGCUUCGUGUAUUGUACAGUUUAUGCUUGUGGACGUUAUAUAUUCAACAACUACAAGCUGGUGAAAAAUGCGAAAAGAACACUUACAAAGACAAAGCUGGAAAUGAAAGAUGCUUGCCAUGCCCAAAAAAUUCCAUAAGCAAUGAUAAUCAGCAAGGCUGCUCAUGUGAAGAAAAUCAUUUUCGAUUUAUUGGAGAAAAUUACACUAGUCCCUGUUACGGAAUCCCAACAUCUGUAAAUGAACUCCAAUAUAAAGAUAAAGAUCACGGGUCAGUCACGUUGCUAUGGAAACCUCCUACUUUGUACGAAUCUCUAAGUAGCAAGAUCGUGAUUUAUGAAGUGGAUUGUUUCGAGUGUUCAUCGAGCAGGAAGUCUGCCCUUGUGUAUUAA
Messenger RNA from Xenia sp. Carnegie-2017, 441 nucleotides. Its product is annotated as ephrin type-B receptor 3-like. The record is from RefSeq and is a predicted model, not a curated record. Gene Ontology annotation, biological process: axon guidance; central nervous system projection neuron axonogenesis. The coding region runs from base 49 to 441 and encodes 130 amino acids. Gene Ontology annotation, molecular function: protein binding; transmembrane-ephrin receptor activity. The transcript has 3 exons. NCBI's taxonomy places the organism in Eukaryota, Metazoa, Cnidaria, Anthozoa, Malacalcyonacea, Xeniidae. Gene Ontology annotation, cellular component: neuron projection.